ACACCAGUGACCAUCACACCAGUGACCAGUGACCAAUCACACCAGCGACCAGUGACCAAUCAGACCCCAUAACAUGUUAAAAGGGCAAGCCAGAGCAGCAUUCACACAGCAGGACGGACCAAUCAGCACCGAAGCACUGGUCACAGCAGAGGCUCAAACUGACAACCACAAGCUCCAAUCACAGUGAAGCACACCGCCACCAGCUGAGCAGGAGCACCAAUCACUGAAGCCCGAGGGCUGGGCUGUCACAGGCUACAGGACCAAUCACACCAGCUGAUUCAAUCACUCCAGUGGUUCAGAAGACAGAUGAUGAGGAUGAUGGGCUGAUGAAGCAGAGCCCUGACUGGAUUGGCCGAGCUCCUCUGUGUCUGCCCUGUGAUUGGCUGUGAUGGCGGGCGGGGCGGAGCCUCUGAACCUGUCCUUCCUAUUGGACCAUGAGAGGGAGAUGAUCCUGAGUGUCCUGCAGAAGGACGAGAAGCUCCGCAAGGGAGAGGAGAAACGCAUCAGGAAGCUGAAAAAUGAGCUGCUGGACAUCAAGCGUCGGGUCGCCGUAGCGACGCGGAGCAGCGCGAGUGUGCCGUGUGCCUGCGGGCGCUGGGGCUGCUGUUCCAGAGGGGGAGUGUGUGUGACCAGUGCCAACACAGAGUGUGCAGCUUCUGCACCGCCACACACCCCGGGAGCAGAGUCACACGCUGCACCGUGUGUUCCAAGAUCUCGGAGCUGAAGGUGGCCACAGGAGAGUGGUUUCUGGAGGAGCGCUCCAAGCGCUUCAGUCAGGGCUCCAUCCCCAGCAGCGACGUGGUCAAGCACUCCAUCAUGUCCAGCCC
Molecule: messenger RNA, 827 nt
Organism: Clupea harengus (Atlantic herring)
Lineage: Eukaryota; Metazoa; Chordata; Actinopteri; Clupeiformes; Clupeidae
Gene: sytl5
Product: synaptotagmin-like 5
Exons: 3
Coding region: 389-724 (111 amino acids)
Biological process (GO): intracellular protein transport; exocytosis
Cellular component (GO): exocytic vesicle; plasma membrane
Molecular function (GO): phospholipid binding; neurexin family protein binding; small GTPase binding
Source: RefSeq, a predicted model, not a curated record